AUGUCUGAGUCUAAAUUAGUUCUUAAUCAAAAGUUGCUUAAUAGCUUUGCUAGAAACUCACCAAGUAUUACUCAUUUGAGAAAGUACCCAAAGGUCAGUCAAGGUAUUGAUUACGUCUUUUCCAUUCCUGUCGUAUCUACUAUUAUCAAUCUGUUCUUAUCUUCCGUUUGGAAAGUAUCAAAAUGGUGUAUUGAAUCUCCAGAAUCUCCUACUUUAAUCAAGAGAAUCUCUAAUUAUGUGGUUGGUGUUUUGUCAACUCUUGAUAGUUUAUUCAAUUUAUUGGUUCUUAGAGAAGGGUUGGAUGCCUUUGUCUCAAUGUGGGAUUCACAUUCUCAAAGACCAGGGAUUUGGAUUAUUUGGUUUGGUAUCGAUUACAUUGCUAAUGGGCUAAACAUUUUAUUAAAACAAUUGGUUGUUGAACCUUUCCAUUUAACAAAGGCUAUUCCAAAUCAAACUUCAAAUCCUGACCCUCAACUUGAUACUGUUAUUGAUAAAUCCAAACCACAUAAUAUCGAUGUUUCCGAAAACAGUAGCACUAUUGGUAAUGAAGAAUUAUCAUUAAGAAACUUGCCUCAUGUUAAUGAAUUGACUGCUACCACAAGAUCUGUUUCAAAAGAAUUGCAAGAUAAAUUACAAUCUAAUGAAGUUCUUUCUCAAACCAAGACCAAGAUGAAUGAUCAUUUUGAUUCUUAUGUUAAACCAACUUAUAACAACGUUAAAGAAAUUUAUCAAGACAAGUACAACAAAUCAGAAAGUGUUCCACAGGCAGUAUUGACAACUGGGUUAGAAAUAGGUUCAACUACUUUGAAAAAUUUCAAAACCAGCUCCAAAUGGUCAACUCCAACCUCAUCAAACCAAGCAUCUCCAGUCUCUGACAAAAACUCUUUAAUUAAUGCUAGAAAACAAUUAGAUGAAAUCUCUGCUAAUACCACUAUCGAAGAUAUCGCUCAACAAGUGAAAGAAAUACCAAACCCAUUGGUAGACACUACUACUGUCAAUGCCACCACUACCAAUUUUACAACUGUUUCAGGGACACCAAAGAAUUUAGAAACUCCAUCUAAUGGCUCCACUGCUACUAAUUCAAUUCCAAAUUCUGCUGGUAAGAAGAAAAAUGACAAAAGCAAAGGAAAAUAA
This is a messenger RNA of Henningerozyma blattae CBS 6284, 1134 nucleotides long. It is a transcript of the gene PLN1, whose product is annotated as Pln1p. The transcript has a single exon. The record is from RefSeq and is a predicted model, not a curated record. Lineage: Eukaryota; Fungi; Ascomycota; Saccharomycetes; Saccharomycetales; Saccharomycetaceae. Bases 1 to 1134 code for a protein of 377 amino acids.